Messenger RNA from Ficedula albicollis (Collared flycatcher), 4807 nucleotides. RefSeq names its product ATPase H+ transporting V1 subunit C1 (gene ATP6V1C1). Gene Ontology annotation, biological process: proton transmembrane transport. NCBI's taxonomy places the organism in Eukaryota, Metazoa, Chordata, Aves, Passeriformes, Muscicapidae. The coding region runs from base 125 to 1273 and encodes 382 amino acids. The record is from RefSeq and is a predicted model, not a curated record. Gene Ontology annotation, cellular component: vacuolar proton-transporting V-type ATPase, V1 domain; lysosomal membrane. Gene Ontology annotation, molecular function: proton-transporting ATPase activity, rotational mechanism. The transcript is spliced from 13 exons.
CGUCAGCUGACCGCGGGUCACGUGACCCAGCGGCGGGUGAGCGGGCGGCGGCGCCGGGGAUGGAGCAGUGACGCAUCUUGCCUUUAUCCUCAGAAUCAACAAACAUCAAGAUAAGGGCACAAAAAUGACAGAGUUUUGGCUGAUUUCUGCUCCUGGGGAAAAAACCUGUCAACAGACAUGGGAGAAGCUACAUGCAGCAACUACAAAACAUAACAAUCUUUCUACUAAUUCAAAGUUCAAUAUUCCGGACUUGAAGGUUGGCACACUGGAUGUUUUGGUUGGUUUGUCAGAUGAGCUGGCUAAACUGGAUGCGUUUGUGGAGAGUGUUGUAAAGAAGGUGGCCCAAUAUAUGGCUGAUGUUCUAGAAGACAGUAAAGAUAAAGUUCAGGAGAAUCUUCUGGCUAAUGGAGUUGACUUGGUCACCUAUAUAACAAGGUUCCAAUGGGAUAUGGCCAAAUACCCAAUCAAGCAAUCCUUGAAGAAUAUUUCAGAAAUUAUUGCAAAGGGAGUAAACCAGAUUGACAAUGAUCUAAAAGCAAGAGCCUCAGCAUACAAUAAUCUGAAAGGGAAUCUUCAGAAUUUGGAAAGAAAGAAUGCGGGAAGCUUGCUAACCAGAAGUCUUGCUGAUAUUGUAAAGAAAGAGGACUUUGUACUUGAUUCAGAAUAUUUGGUCACAUUAUUAGUGAUUGUGCCGAAGUUAAAUUACAAUGACUGGGUUAAGCAGUAUGAAACACUAGCAGAGAUGGUUGUACCACGUUCCAGCAAUGUACUCUUUGAGGACCAAGACAGCUAUCUUUGUAAUGUCACCUUGUUCAGGAAGGCAGUGGAUGACUUCAAGCACAAAGCCAGAGAAUAUAAAUUUAUGGUCCGUGACUUCCAGUACAAUGAAGAAGAGAUGAAAGCUGAUAAAGAAGAAAUGAAUAGACUGUCAACUGACAAGAAGAAACAGUUUGGGCCUCUGGUUCGGUGGCUGAAAGUUAAUUUCAGUGAAGCUUUUAUUGCAUGGAUUCAUGUGAAAGCGUUACGUGUUUUUGUUGAAUCUGUUUUAAGGUAUGGUUUGCCAGUUAACUUCCAGGCAAUGCUUCUUCAGCCUAAUAAGAAAACAAUGAAGAAACUGAGGGAAGUUCUGUAUGACUUAUACAAACAUCUUGACAGCAGUGCAGCAGCUAUCAUUGAUGCAACUAUGGAUAUUCCAGGUUUAAACCUCAGCCAACAGGAGUACUACCCAUAUGUGUACUACAAGAUCGAUUGUAAUUUGCUGGAAUUCAAGUAAAAGUUCCCUAACAUGACAAUCUUCUCAGUGUUGGUGUAAACAAACAGAAGUGAGGUUGAAGUAUAAUAAUACUUUUAACAUUCUACUAAUCAUAUGCUUGCUUCUUAUGUUAGGUGAAUUGAACACACCGUGGUCCAUCUCUAGACAUUUUAUUUUUAAAGAACAGUGUAGGUAACCAGCUUUUAAUCGACUAUGUCUGUAAAUGUAUAUUGAGAGAAUUGAAGUAUUUAUAAACAGAGUGAUUUAUUUAAGGAAAAGCUUAUCCCUCUUUCAUAUGGUGGUCUGUGUUAAUUCCAUUUACUGUUGUUUAUAAAAAAACUUGUUUACAGAAGACUAGUGUAAAUGUUCAUGGCCAUUUUGUUCACUUGAUUUAGUAGAUAAAACUGUGUUAACAUUGUUGAACUGUGAUGUAAAGUAUGUAAAAUUGGUAUGAAAUCGUGCUUUCUGAAUGGUUUAAAAUUACAAUUGAUGCACUGUAAACACAGGGAAAAUAAACAUACCUGUGCAAAUGUGUCACUUUCUUGUACCACGUAAAAUUGCUGAUACUUGUGUCUAAACUGAAGCAAUGUGUUAGGUCUUUAAUAGUGCUGCAUCCUGCAUGCACUGGUACAGAAAUGCAACUCACUUCAGCCCAAGUACUUUUAAGGGAGGCAAGAAUUAAUUUUGCUUUGUGCAGAAAGGCUCAGGUAUGUUGUUUGGCCACCACACAAAUGUAUGAAUGUUUUUCAUGUUUAUAUCUUUGUGACUAAAGAAAAGAUGUGAGACAAUUCUUGGGAAGAUGAUGGCAAGCUGGGAUAAUAACAAGCUAGGCUGAGCUGGGAUUUUGACAAUUCUUUGUUCUUUUCAGUCAGCUGAAGCUUGACUAUUUUAUGGCUCUGAAUGCUGUGCUAUUAGAUGUUCACUUUUUUUUUGCAGCAUCUGUUCUACCACACAGGGAAUAUGGUGGCUUCUUUUUAAUGUAGAUAGGGAGGAAUUGUUUAUUUCAGUAGCAGCUAUUACAAUUAUUCUGAGUAGCUAAAUAUGCAGUAAAUGAUGCAGUACUGUUUAAAACUGAUUUGAAUCAAGAGGGACACUGGAGGAGUGCUGAUUUGUCAGAAUUAGUAUUUGAAGUACUGUAACCACUGUAUUCUUUUCUCAUUUAGUCCCUAACUGAAAAUAUCAGUGCUAUGGCUCCAAGUAGUGUAGAGUUUUGGGAUCAGCUGUGGGAUCUGUAAUCAUAACCCAGCAGCACCUUUGAGGAAUUGGCUAACUUUGUAAGCCUGCAUUUUGAGUGCAACAGUUGCUACUAAUUUUGAUGGGGUUUGAUGCUUGUGAAAAUAUUUGCUGUGUAAAUUUAUAUUUGCUUUUCUUCCUAUUUUUAUAGACAAAAAGUGAAAUAGUGAGAUCAGGUGUCAUGUUGUGGUCACAUUUCUGUUUCUCCCACUUCUCAUUUCCUUACAGAAAAUAACAGCUGUUUACUCUGUUGUCCAGGUUAUUAAAGUGUGCCCAAGUGGAAGAGGUUCUCUUUUGUCACCCAGCUCUGCCUCUUGCACUGGCUUUUGUUACUGCUACACACAAAGGUCAUUCUCUCGGUUCUGAGCCCACUAUAAUACACACACUGCUUAAAGGUAAAGAGGGUUUGUUUGUCCUGUCUCUCUAACCACAGGAGGAAUCAGGCUAAACUGUUGUCUCUGUUCUUCACCUUAGUUCUCUUUUAAUUUUGUUUUCAAGGCUGUUCUACAAACAAGUGCGGGUAAGGGCUUAGGUUUCCAGUAAGUACUGUAUGAAAUGCUUUGCUGCAUAUUUCACCCUGUUCAAAAUACUGGUGCCUGCUCAAUCAGCCUCAGAUCCUUCUGAAAUCAAUGGAAGCAAAGGGCAGGUGGACGAUAGAGUGACACCACCAUCCAAAGUGAGUGUAGCAGUCAAUAUGCUGAAAAACAGAGAGAUGUGGAAAUGCUGGAGAAAUGGGCUGACAGGCACUGCAUGGAGUUCAGCAAAGAGAAUUGCCAAGUCCAGUGCUGUGGGACAAAUAAGUCUUAUGCCCCAGUCUGGGCUGGGUGUGGACUAGCCAGAAAGCAACACAGCAAAGAAGAAGCUAGGAUUGCUCGUAGGAAACUUGUGCUUGUGCCCAGCCAUCUCCUGGGAUGGCUGUUAGCAAGAGGGUAACCAUCCUUCCCCAGUUGUAAAGUCAUGUGUGGGCUCUAUAAUGCAAGAAAAUGGAGUACCACAAUGGAGAAAGUCCCGUGGAAGCUACCCAUGCUUUUCAGGGAGGUGCAGCAUGUGGCACUGUGACUGGGAGAAUAGUGUCUCUCCAUGCUGGGGAAGAGAUGGGAAAAGCAAGGAGCAGAUUUUACUGAUAUUUACAACUGCCUGAAUAGAGGAUACAGAGAAGAUGGAGCCUUCUGAUGUGCCUGAGCACUUCUCAGGUAUGUGGCAAUAAGUAGAGGCAAAGAAUGCAAGUUUGAAUGUGGGAAAUUCUCGCUGGAUGCUGUGGGGGGUUGACCUUGGCUAGUGGCCAGUAACCCACCAGCUGCUGUCUCACUUUUCCUGCUUGAUGGGACAGGGGACAAAACAAGGUGAUAAAGCUUCUGAGCUGAGAUAAAGACAGAGAUUGCUUACCAGUUACUGUCACAGGAAAAACAGACUGGUCUUGGGGAAGAUGGGAAAGUUGAAGUUGCAGAAGUUUAUUGACAGUUCAAGAAGAUUUGGUUUGUGAGAUGCAGACAAAAGUAAAACACCUUAUCCUUUUUUUUUUUCCCUGAGGCUCAGCUUAACUCCUUUACUCCUAACCUCUAUCCUUCUUCCAGCAGCUUAGAAGGAUGGGGAAUAGAGGUUGUGGUCAUAUGUUCAUAAUGAUUGCUCUCUGCUUUACCUUCCUCCUCACAUGCUUCCCCUGCUUCAGCAUUGUUCCUUCCACAGGCUGCAGUCCUUCAGAGUAAACCUAGUCUAGCACAGGUCCUCUCUGAGUCAUGUUUCCUUCAGGGCUUGUCCACCUGGUCUAAUUUGUGUCCUCCAGAGUCUACAGUGUGGAUAUGUGCUCUGGCACACGCUUCUAAUUGGGCUGCAGGACAAUUCCUGCUCCAUAGUGGACCCCUCUGUGGGCUACAGGGAAGCCCACAUAACCUCCAGUGCAUUUCCUUUCAAUGAUGUAUCUAGUCUGGCAUUACCUGUGGCUGAGUAGAUUCAAAAUUGCUGUUUAAAAGCAGGGAAAAUUGCAGAGUAUUAAAUAUUAGUAAUCAGCCUGGAAUAGCUGAUGUAUGGAUAUUAUUGGACCUUUCUAGUGCUAAAGAGAGAUAUUUUGGAUACAGGAGCUGGGAGUCAGUCUCUGUGAGAUUUGGUUUAUAGGGAAAAGCUAGAAGCCCACAAAUCCACAUCAUUUUACAGUUUGUUUUAUUUCUGUGGUUCUUCAAAGAUUUCUGGCAAAUGAAACAAGGUUAAAACUGUGUAGAAAUGGAAAUUUUUCAUUUUGUUUCCAAGGAGCAUGCCAAGUGAUUGGGUUAGAGAGUAAUUUGUAGAAGAAAUAAAAAACGUAGUAUACUCUGGAAUGUGUGGAGU